Molecule: messenger RNA, 5454 nt
Organism: Plectropomus leopardus (leopard coralgrouper)
Lineage: Eukaryota; Metazoa; Chordata; Actinopteri; Perciformes; Serranidae
Gene: sun1b
Product: Sad1 and UNC84 domain containing 1b
Cellular component (GO): meiotic nuclear membrane microtubule tethering complex; nuclear envelope
Molecular function (GO): protein-membrane adaptor activity
Source: RefSeq, a predicted model, not a curated record
GAUCCUCAUGAAGGUUGGAUUUAUUGCAUGUUUUUUGUAUACGUUUGUGUAGUUUUUUUUCUCAGUGAAAUUAAUAAACUGGUGUAUGUAUAACAGUAUUUGCACAGCUGGUUCAUAUAAUGCAAGUUUCCCUAUGAGAAGCUCAACCCUGGGCAGUUGUUUCCCGCCCAUUGCCUAAAACUCAGCCCCACCCCUUGCUGUUUUACUCGGUUUCAUAAUACUGCUCAGUCUGUGUGUGGAGCGGACCCAAGCAGUCACUGUAGGAGUAGCUGUCCUGCUGAGGAAUCUACACUAAUACAACGGGAGUGAGGAUCGUCAUUCUCUUUGCCCUGUCACUACCAGCCAUUCCCGUCAGUUACCAGCCGGAUGAGAAGAGACAAGUCAUUCACUACAGCUUCACUGGUGUCUGUCUGUAGCCUCUGUCAACAACCAGCCGGAGCCAACAUGCAGGAAGAGUCUAAACAAAGAAGAAUGACCAUGGAUUUUUCCCAGCUGCACACAUAUACGCCGCCACAGUGUGCUCCAGAGAACACCGGCUAUACCUACUCUCUCAGCUCCAGCUACUCCACAGCAGCGUUGGAUUUUGAAAAGGAGCACCAGAUUGCCGCUGUGUACGAGUCGCCCAGGAUGUCACGGCGGAGCCUGCGUCUGCAGACCAGUGCCGGUCACUAUGGCAACGAGAGCCUGGCUGAUUACUCCCAGAACUACAACAACAGCAGCAGCUACACCAGCAGCACCAGGAGAGAGACACGGACACUGCGCAGCAAAAAGCAGCAGUCCAGUUCCACCCCCUUGUCUUUAUCCUUGGGCCAAGCUGGCACACCGAGGAAAACCCUCUCCUUCUCAGCUGCCAAUACCCCACUUCACAGCAGCGUCAUUCAGGAAAGCAACACAGCGUCUGAUGCUUCUCAGCUCACCUCCAUCCUGGACCAGCCCUACCUGAGACAACGCACCAUCACCACAACCACAACCACCACGUCGACUUCUGGGGACGGACACUGGGAGAGGAGCGCCAGCAAAGACCACAGUUCAUCAAGUGUCAACGGUGACGCCAGUGCGUCAAAGUCCCACACCUCGCUCGCCAACGGUUACAUCUGCAAAGACUGCUCUUUUCACUCUCAAAAGAUGGACUCCUCUAUCACACGUUCGUCAACAUCAUUAUCUUCGUCAUCAUCAUCAUCUCAGGCAGCAGAAGCUUCCUUGGACGCCCUCUCUUCCUCCUCCUCGUCACCUUUCACAAGCAUAUACUCUAGAGAUAGGAGUCGAAGGAACAAAACAGGUGUCCUGGCGUCUAUGUCUAACACAUGUAUGCGCUACAGCAAACGAGCCCUGGCCCCCAUAGUGUCCUUAGUCACCGUGCUCUUCAACAAUGUGCUCUGGCUGGGUUCAAGGGCCAAGAGCCCUCAAGAAAAAGGUGUCCUUGCGUCAUUUUCGGACUCGAUGAGACAAGCAGUGUCCUCCAGUUUGUCCCAACUGUGGCUGUUUAAGCAGAGCACUCUCCACAGGAUGAUGGGCAACAGGGCUAAUGGCUAUGAAGGACAAGCUCACUCAAGUUUCUGUGGAAGCAUGAAUGUGAAGGAUCUGGUGACUGAAGAUGCCUCACAUCUUAAUCUCAAUGGUUCCCUGUGUGAUGACUGUAAAGGGAAGCAGCAUUCAGAGACACACACCGUCCUCCUCACACAGUCCUCCAGGCCCCGACGCCUGGUGGGGGCACUGUGGAGCGUCCUAGCUUACACAGGUCACUGCCUCCUUCAGCCAGGUUACUGCGUGGUGAGAGUGGGCAAAGCGUUGGGAUCAGGGGUUGGGACGGUGGUGCAGAGGCUGCUCUCACUGCUCUGGAUGCUUCUGGCAGCUCCAGUGAAGGCAGGCAGGGGACUUCUGUGGUUUCUUGCAACAGGAUGGUACCAGCUGGUGUCUCUCAUGUCUCUCCUCAAUGUCUUCUUUCUGACACGAUGCCUUCCCAAACUCUGGAGGCUGCUCCUGCUCCUUUUGCCCCUUUUGCUCCUCCUUGCUUUAUGGUUGUGGGGUCCGUCCACUGCUGCCCUGCUCGCCUACCUCCCAGCCAUAAACCUAACGGAGUGGCGUCCUGCAUCUCCCUUCACCCUCCUGUCGAAAUUGGUGCCAGCUUCUGCUCCAGUUCCUGCCUCAGUCCCAGUCCCCGCACCAGAGACUCCAGUGGAAGUGACCCCGGCAACCCCAGUCUCACAGGCACCAUCGUUCCUUCCCCCUGUGGCGCUCUCUGCUGUGGAUUUGGAGCGACUGGAGCGCGUGGAGCGCCAGUUAAACCUGCUGUGGGAACGAGUCCAGCAGGGUGACCAGAAACAUGAGAAACAUCACGGGGAAGUUUUGGGUCUCUACAGCGCCCUGAAGGAGCAGCUCCACACUCAGACCGACAGGGAGAGCCUGGGACUGUGGGUGUCCUCCCUGCUGGAGCCGAAACUCGGUGUGUUACGGGGAGAACUGGAGCAGGAGAACGCACACAGAACACAGAGUGAAGAGCAGCAGAAACAGCAUCAGGAGGGUCAUGCAGCACGGCUGGCUCAUAUAGAAUUGCUGCUCAACGCUCUGAAUGCCAAGACUGAGGAGGUGCAACAGAGGCAGCAGCAGUAUGAGCACGAGAAGAAGGAGAGAGAGAAGGAGGUUGUUGCUCCAGCAGCAGACACAGUUCCUGUCAGUGUGGGUGUGAAGCAGGAGGAACAUGAUGCUCUGCUGGUGGAGGUGCAGAGGCUCGAGGUGGAGCUGGACAAAAUCAGACAAGACCUGCAGGGUGUUUUAGGGUGCAAGGGCAAGUGUGAGCAGCUGGACACACUGCAGGAGAGCAUAUCAGCCCAAGUGUCCUCCCAGGUUCGUAAGGAGUUGCGGGCCCUGUUCUUUGGCAGUGGUGGGCCAGGAGAGGAGCAGGGCGAGGUGCCCGAGUCUCUGAUCCUCUGGCUUUCCCAGCGCUACGUGAGCACACCCGACCUGCAGGCCUCCCUGUCCUCAAUGGAGCUGAGCAUCCUGAAGAACGUGUCCCAGCAGCUGGAGCUGAACCGGGCACAAGCUGUCACUGAGGCCCAGUCACAAGCAAAGACCAUCGUUCAGACCAUAACCGGGACUGUCCAGCACACUGCUGCCGCUGAGGGACUGACAGAAGAGCAAGUGAAGGUGAUUGUCCAGAAUGCUUUGAGACUCUACUCCCAGGAUCGAACAGGCCUGGUGGACUACGCCCUGGAGUCCGGAGGUGGCAGCAUCCUCAGCACUCGCUGCUCUGAGACAUAUGAGACCAAGACGGCCCUCAUGAGUCUGUUUGGCCUGCCACUCUGGUACUUCUCCCAGUCUCCACGUGUCGUCAUCCAGCCCGACGUAUACCCGGGUAACUGCUGGGCGUUCAAAGGCUCUCAGGGUUAUCUGGUGAUCCGGUUGUCCCUGAGGAUCCUGCCCACAUCCUUCUGUGUGGAGCACAUACCCAAGGCCCUGUCGCCGACCGGAAACAUCACCAGCGCCCCACGCAACUUCACUGUUUUUGGUCUCGAUGAUGAGUACCAGGAAGAAGGGAAGCUGCUGGGGCACUACGUAUACGAGGAAGAUGGAGAGUCACUGCAAACCUUUCCUGUCAUGGAGCAGAAUGACAGGGCCUUCCAGAUCAUCGAGGUGCGGGUGCUGUCUAACUGGGGUCAUCCAGAGUACACCUGCAUGUACCGCUUUAGAGUCCACGGAGAACCUAGACCUCAGUGAACCAACCGUUACCGUACACGCUCAUAUAUGACAUAUCACCCUAUCUGUACAUAGCUCUCGCCAACUUCUUUGAAACGGAGGGGACUUGGCAGUUUUCUGUGGACAUUUUUGUACGAAAGAAGACAUUUAAAUUGUGGAUUGCUAAAGGAAUAUGGCCGGACUGAAUCGUGAACAUGUGUUUUGUAAUAUUGAAAGGAUCACAGAAAAAGUCUGAAUGGGGACUGUUGAUGAUCGCAGAAGAAGAGAACCACGGAAGAAGCUAAAACUCCCAGUCCCCUUUUCGUAAGAAGGCCUCUUGCACUGAAUCAGCCUGUGAGGGGCGGCAGGCUCCACUGAGCGGACAAAUCCAUCCCACUCUUGGCACCUUCCACUCCUACAGGGAGGUGGAUGCUUGAAAUGGGGGAUUGCAGACUCAUCUCCACCAUUUCCUCACACACUGCAUCUCAGUCUGAUUUUGGUUUGUGUUCUUAAUUCACGUGUAUGUAACUUUGAUUUCCUGCUAGUUUAAUAUUUUCAGGAUCAAAGCCACAGUACCUUUCUCCCAUGACGCUGUCCAGGUGUGUCACUGACUUUAACUGAGCCGUUUGGGCAGCCUGCAGGACUGGACCACGGUCACAGCGGGCGUAUACUGGACAUGUAAGAUUCACUACAUUCAAGACUCGGCAUCAUGCAUCCACAUAGCCAUAUUUCUUUCUUUUGGAACUAAACAUGCUGCCUGCGGACAGGCUCUGAAUGUUUCCUCAACUGGAGGCUUGAUGCAAAUUAUCCUUUAACUUAACUGCAACACUAUAUAACCACUGACCUGAGCUCUGUGUGUUUACACCAUUAGAAGGCAAGUGUACAUUAGACAAAAUAUGUGUAUGGUUAUGGAUGGAUUAAUCUAGCAUGUAACUCCUCCCAAACCAUACUCCUUAACUUUUACAUGCAUCAUGGAUUUACAUCUCUCUAAAGGUUUGACUCCUUCACCAAGAUUCACUCAAAUUACUAAUGACCGAUGUCGAAAGCUAAAUAAUAAUCACUAUUAUUUAGCUUUCUUCAUCUUACUGUUGAACGCUAAAUAAUAUAACUUUCCUGUAGACAAGAGUGUGAUUUUACGUUUCUGUUUUACAAAGAGGAGACUGUCCGUCUCCUAGCUCAGUUCUAAACGUCCUCCUCACGUGGGCUCCCUCUACUCUGAAACCCUGAAGGAAUGUAAUCUGUAUAUUUCAUUGUUGAUAGCUGGUCCUUUAUGAUAUCUGCUUUUAUCAGUGUUGCUUUAUAUAAAUCAUCCUGUCAUUAUCAUAAUUAUUAUUGUAUUACUACCAUUAUUUCUACUGUUACUCAUUGUGUUGUUUUGGUUUUUGUUUUGUUUUCGGGGGCGGGGGCGGGGGCGGGGGUUUGUUGAUGAUGUCAGAGGAUGCACUGCAGAGAAAUGUUAGAGAAAUGUUUUCGGCACGGGUCUUCACGAUUUGUUUUAAAAAGCGGCAGGUGUGUGUAGUCAUUAAUUUAGUUUGCAAAUAUGGGGAAGCCUAAAAUGUUAUGUAUAAAAAAUGUUUUGUUCACAAUCUUAUUUAUUAACAAGUCAAUUAGUGACUGCAAGAUAUGAGUUACUGCAAUGUAUAUUUUGUCAAAAAGCUCUUCAGUGCAUUUUGGAACCAUCUUGGGACUUUUUUUUUAAAGAUAAAUGGCUAUUUUCGUUCAGUCAUGAGAUGACUUAACUGCUUUGGAAUAUAUUCCAAUAAAGACUUUAAUUUUGAAAAA